Molecule: messenger RNA, 1708 nt
Organism: Juglans regia (Persian walnut)
Lineage: Eukaryota; Viridiplantae; Streptophyta; Magnoliopsida; Fagales; Juglandaceae
Product: syntaxin-22-like
Exons: 7
Coding region: 201-992 (263 amino acids)
Biological process (GO): vesicle-mediated transport; vesicle fusion; intracellular protein transport
Cellular component (GO): endomembrane system; SNARE complex; membrane
Molecular function (GO): SNAP receptor activity; SNARE binding
Source: RefSeq, a predicted model, not a curated record
UCUAAGUUCAGUACUCCAAGAGAACAAAGAACGAUUCUCCUUCAUUUUAACUCGUCUCCAGUCUCCAACUGCAUAUAUUAUAUAAUAAUACCAAGUCAAUCCUCUCUACCAAACCAACACAACAGAAACAGCUUCCUCUAGGCGUUAUCUCCUUAUUCUCUUUGUGAAUAAAGCAUCUUCAACUUCUUGUCUGCUUCAAAAUGAGCUUCAGAGAUCUUGAGGUUGGCAGGCCACAACCACACCAACAGCGACAACAACAGCACGACCCUUCUCAGGCCUUGGCUUCUGGGAUUUUCCAAAUCAACACCGCCGUGUCCUCCUUCUCUCGCCUUGUCAAUUCCCUUGGCACUCCCAAGGACACCCUCGAACUCCGUGACCGGCUGCACAAGACAAGGUUACACAUUGGGGUGUUGGUGAAAGAUACUAAAGCUAAACUUGAACAGGCGGCUAGCGAAACUGACCAGCAUUUGGAAGUUAGUGUUGCCAAGAAGAUCACUGAUGCUAAGCUUGCAAAAGAUUUCCUGUUGGUUCUUAGGGAAUUUCAGAAGGUUCAAAGGCUUGCAGUUGAGAGGGAAACAACAUAUGCUCCUUUUGUCCCCAAAGAAGUUCUUCCAUCAAGUUAUGAUGCCCAUGAGCUGGAUAUAAGUUCAUCCCGGACUCCCGAACAACGGGCUCUUCUUCUAGAAUCCAAAAGACAAGAGGUCGGACUGGUGGAUGAGAUUAUAUUUAAUGAAGCCAGUAUAGAAGAAAUUGAGGUAAAUGAGAUUUUUAAGGAUCUCGCUGUCCUGGUCCAUGAACAAGCUGCAAUGAUUGACGAUGUCAGUUCUAACAUUGAAAGAUCCCAUGCUGAUAUCAUACAAGCCACAUCACAACUUGCAAAGGCAGCUAAGACCCAGAAAUCUGGUUCAUCUCUGACGUGUUUGCUCUUGCUGAUAUUUGGCAUCGUUCUGCUCAUCGUUAUAGUAGUCAUCGUUGCCGGGACAAUAAAUUAAUCGUCUCAGAUUGAGUUUGAUUUUGAGAUAUGAUCUCCUUGUAAUGUCCUUGAUGGUGUUCGCUAGCAAGUGCCUACUGCCUAACUUGUGCUGCUCUUGUCAACUCUAAUCACACACAGCUUAUAAAAGGUACAUAUAAUUUCCAUAAUGUAAAGUAGACCAAUAAUCAUACAGUCCAAUUGUUUGGAGCUGACAUCCUCUUUUCGAGGUUUUUUCUCGCAAAUGAUGUAAAAUUGUCAAGGAUUUCAUUACACGGUCAACAAAAUCUGGAACUUCUACAUCCCCUGCUCAUUUGUCUGUAAGUUAGUCUUUUCACAUGUUCAUUGUUGUACCAAGACUCCUAGAGUACUUAAAUGUCUUCUGUUUCAAACUUUGGUACAACUUAGUACACAAGAUUUAUGUAUGUAAAUAAUAUUUCUUGAUGAAUAUACUGAUUGAUGUUUGUGAAACUGCAUCUUAAUGGGUAGAAUUCAUUGUUAGAGAGUGAGAACCUCCGACGGUGGUGGCGUAGAAUGGAGAGUCUUGUAGAGCUCUGUUUGACAUGCAUCUUUCUAUUUACAGAUAAAUGAGAGGCGGGUACACAAAAGCUAAAGACUUUAUAGGUGUACAAAAUCAUCAAGUUGAGAUGAUAAUAUAUCUUCUGGUUCCCCAGUUUUGGCUGUGUUCAGUCUUUGUUAUAGAGGGCUGAUGACUAUGGCUAAGAAGUAAGGGGUGCU